This is a messenger RNA of Ostrinia nubilalis (European corn borer), 2453 nucleotides long. RefSeq lists its product as uncharacterized. Bases 404 to 1666 code for a protein of 420 amino acids. The record is from RefSeq and is a predicted model, not a curated record. Lineage: Eukaryota; Metazoa; Arthropoda; Insecta; Lepidoptera; Crambidae. The transcript is spliced from 4 exons.
CUUUCAGAGAAUUUAGGUUCUUCGUAGACAACAAGCAAAUAAUGGGUUUUUAAAUUAGCCGUUUUUGGGUCCUGCGGCCCGCGCUUCAAAAACAUAAACACAUCCGUUUCCUCUACAUACUUGUCCUCAAUAAAAAUUAAACAGCGCGAGAUAAGAGCGACACCGCAAACGCAAUUAUUCAAUCAACAACAAGUUAUCCACAAUAGGUACUUGUAAUUUAUAGAUCCAUUUGAAAUAGCCACUAUAUAGAAUAUAGCAGUUUUCAAGUGCUUCAAAACAAAGUUCCUGCCACAUCAAUCAUACACAUUAGAUUGGCUAGCUAUAAAAUAAGUAGAUAAUAGUUGAGUAAUCAUCAUUCUAGUCUGCCCACAACACAAUAGUUUACUUCACUAACUCUCCUACGAUGACAAGUGAAGAUCAAAGCUCCCUGAUCCAAGUGUCUCCAGUGCUUACUCCGGAGACGUUAAGCAAAGCCCUCACAAAGUGGUUUGAAGAACCAUGCACAUUCACUCACUGGCAGUAUGUAAGCGACACAGGGAAAGGCGAUUCGUACCUCAGCGACUUGAUGCGCAUUCGGAUAUACGGCAAUAACGAACAUGGCGUUUCUAAAAACGUCCAAGUUAUCCUAAAAACCAUGCCUAGCAGUGUAGCUAGACGACUCACAUUCAAGAGCCACGAAUUCUUCCAGAACGAAAUCAAUUUCUACGUCAAAGUCUUGCCUGCAUUAUUGGAGUUCCAAGCUAAGAAAAAACUCAGCGAUCCUUUCGAUAGCUACGUGAAACUGUUCUUCGCUCAUUGCGACGGCACAAACGACGUCAUAUGCUUGGAAGAUGCAUCGCUAGAGAACUUUGGAGGCGCUGUUCGCCAAGAGGGAAUAGAUCUAGCGCAUUGCCAACAAACUUUGAAAUCCUUGGCGCAGUUCCACGCUAUCUCUUUUGCGAUGAAGGACCAAAACCCUGAGGAAUUCGAGGACAUAAGACAUCACAUAUUCGAGGUGUACUACCACGAGCGUUUGCGAAAUUGGUACCGGCGUUUUUGGAAGCGGAUAUGUGGUAUAGCGAUCGAAGCGGUAGAGCGGGAAUAUCCGGAUUCUGUUUACGUGGAGAAGAUUAAACAGUUCUGUGUGCCAGAACGGUACGAUGACAUGAUAAAGGCGGCUACGCGAAGUGUCACUGGGGUCAUAUCCCACGGGGAUUCUUGGACCAACAACUUCCUGUUUAAAUACGAGAACGGGACUCCAGUUGAUGCCAAGAUCAUUGACUUUCAGUUGACACGGUGUGCGACACCAGUGUUGGACAUUGCGUUUAUGUUUUACGCGUGCACGAGUCAGGAUUUGAGGCUGAAACACUAUGAAGAACUGCUAAGGUUUUAUUAUGAUGUGCUCUCUAAACAAAUCGUGGAGAUGGGCAGUGAUCCCGAGAAGUUGUAUCCGUGGGGUUUAUUCAAGGAGGAAAUUAAGAAGUAUUCGUACUUUGGACUGGCGUUCAGCUUCGAGUCUACGCCGAUGAUCAUACUGACGCCCGAAGAUGCCAUCGAUAUGGAAGUUAAGGGUGUCAGCAAGUUGGACAUAGACGACGUGUGGUGCAUAGGCCCGAUCAAAGACAAGCGAGGCCGGCUGAGGGAGGCUGACAAUGUGGUCCACUGUGUGGACAACGGGUAUAUAUGACGGGUUAUAGAAAUAAUAGCAAAACGUACACGAGAAUUCCAUGUUAGUUAGGGUAAUACUCGGAAAAAAAUAGGUUAUAAUAAUAGGGUGAUUAUUUGUGGUAAAUUAAGUAAACUAUUUUAGCUAAUGCAAUAUAACUCUGAGGCUAAGUUCCACUAUCUUACUUUAACUUUGACAAACGUCAAAAAUCUGUCGAACUCCAUGCAAAAAGCACCGGUUACCGUUAUGGUUAGUUACGAUCAGUUAGGUGGUGCAACCUAUCCUUAGUAAAUAAUUAAAUAUACAUAAUGGUGAAGGGACCACGAUGUUUUGCUAUGCUACCAUAAAGCUAACUACAUAACUUCUUCCUUAGUAAAUAAGGAAGAGUUAGGCCCGGUUUCCACCAAAGCGGAACAGAAAGUGUGUUGAAUAACCAAUCAGAGAAUCAAUUUUCAGAUUUAAAAUAAUAAACCAAUCAGAUUUCAUUAUUUACACUUCUCAUCUCCGCUUCGCUCCGCCUUGAUGGAAUCCGGGCCUUAUGUAUUUUACUAUUAUGUAUUUGUUGUAUCUUUCUUUCCGUUAUGGAACCCUAGAAAUGUAUGCGGCGAACUACUUGCCCCGCCUUCUGUACACUAUUUUAGUAUAAUGCAAUAAAUAAAUUAAUAUACUUUAGGUAAAAUAGUAUUAAUAAGUGAUAUUAGUUAAAUAUUUAUUUAUACUCGAUAUUGCAUAUUCAAUGUUCAAGUGUGAUUUGUAUUGUACUUUACAUUAUUAUUAAAUUAUAAUAUAAAUGUACAUUAUUAUUAUU